AAUUUUUGCUUGAGAUGCAUCCUUAUCCACCCAAGCAAAGCCCCACACACACACACAUUUAAAUCCAAAAUCGUUUCAAUUUCGUUGUACCAUAUUGGUGGAUCAAACUAAUAAUAUUAUAUUGGUUUCAGAGACAUAUAGGAGCGGAAAUGAAUCAAAUGAUACCGGAGUCGGGCGACAUUUUCCACCUUUCAGGGCCUGCCGAUCUCAAAUCCGUUGACUGGAAUAACGCAAGCCACAGGAGGUGCGUCCUGGCAAGCGUGGUUCAAGGAGUAUACGUGCUUGAAAACGACCGCCGAUUGAACCGGGCCGGACCCAAAGCUCAGGCUCUUCCCUGGUGGGAGACCUUCCGCUUUCGUCUCAUCGAAACCAUCCAAGACAGCUCCGACCAUUCUGUGUUCGGAGCCGUCUUCCAGCUCAACUCCAAACCCGGAAACUUCGCCAUCAAUUCCCCUAAAUACCUCAUCGCCUUCCGAGGAGUGAUGCUCACUUCCCCAACUCUCUCCACAGACAUCUCCUUGAGCAUCCAGUCCUACUUCGGCAUCCUCCACAACAGCCACCGGCUCAACAGUGCCGUCGGCAGAGUUCAACACUGGGUGGCCGUCGCCGGCGGUGCUCAUAAUGUCUGGCUCGCCGGUCACUCCUUAGGCUCAGCCAUAGCCUUGCUCGCGGCCAAGAACAUGGCGGCUAGGUUGGGUUGUCAUCUCACAGCCUACCUUUUCAACCCUCCCUCCUCUUCUGGUGUGUUGGAGAGGAUUAACAAGCCGAAACUGAGGACAGGAAUUCACAUGGUUUCUACUACGGUGAAAGCACUGCUCAUUGCUUAUUCACAGCGCCACGAGAAUCGCAAGGGUGAUUAUGAUGAAUUUUCUGCGCUGGCUGAUUGGCUGCCUUGUUUGUUCGUGAAUCCAAGUGACCAUGUUAGUUCGGGUUAUAUUUGGUAUUUUGAGCAGAGGAUGAAGAUGUACGAGCUGGGUGCUGCAACGGCAACACUGGAGAGGUUGGGUACACAGAAUACUAUCAAGGGCUUGCUCAUGUCUAAUAAAUGGGAUAUAGAAUCGCAGCCUCAGCAUCUGCUUCCUUCUGCUGAGUUGAUCAUCAAUCAGGCUUCGUCAACGAGUUUCACAGAGGCUCAUGGGAUUAAACAAUGGUGGAACCCUCGUCUGCCUCAUCACUCUGUGAUACACCGUUAUAAUUAAGCAAUAAUAACACCUGAGAUUCUUUUAGGUGAACUGAGAAAAGAAGUAGAGGAAGGAUAGUGACCUCAUUCCUGAAUUAAGAAGACGUAGUAUAUAAAAGUAAUUAAUCAAUUUGUGUGUGUGUGUGUGUGUGUGUAGGAUGAAAAUGAUCCUAUUCGUCCAACAAUUACAACGACUAGGCAGGGUCAAUAUAUAUGAGAAAAUGAUGCACUUGCAGUUCCUGAAGAUGACCUAGAAUAUAAUGAAUCAUUUAGCAGCAGUACAAAUCAAAUGGUAAUCGUAGUUGUAGAGAAGGAUAGAAAUGAAAGGUUUAGUCUCUUACUUGAAUGGCACCAAAAUGCGUAAGGUAGUUGUCUGAGACUGCAAUAUAAUCACUGUUGCUAU
Molecule: messenger RNA, 1583 nt
Organism: Prosopis cineraria
Lineage: Eukaryota; Viridiplantae; Streptophyta; Magnoliopsida; Fabales; Fabaceae
Product: GDSL esterase/lipase At4g10955-like
Exons: 2
Coding region: 150-1199 (349 amino acids)
Biological process (GO): lipid metabolic process
Source: RefSeq, a predicted model, not a curated record